GGAAAAAAAACCCACCGGAAGUAGCUCGCGCUCAGGGGAUUUCCAGUGAAUCGAAAGUGAAAGUAUUUCCUGUGACGCUGACAGAAACGCACAAAGUCUGCAUUUGUUUUUGAAGAAAACGCAUCGCAAAAACCCUGAAAAUGAGUUCAUCUGAUAAAGAUAAGAGAAAGAAAAUUCCAGCUCACCUGAACCCAGUGUUGUCUGUGAGGAGUGAGGAUUUUCCAAGAACAUUUCAACAUGUCGAGAAAGAAAGUCUGCAUCAAGAAAAUGGCUCAGAGUCACCUGAACGCAGCUUUGUGUCUCUGAAGAGUGACCGGUCAAUGGGGAUUCCAAUAAAAUUUGGACAAUCACACACACACAUCAUGAAAAGUCUGCAUCAAGAAAAUGUCUCAGAGUCACCUGAACGCAGCUUUGUGUCUCUGAAGAGUGACCGGUCAAUGGGGAUUCCAAUAAAAUUUGGACAGUCACACACACGCAUCAUGAAAAGACGUCACAGUGAAAGUUCCUGCUCAUCUGGGCCCAGCAUUCAGUCGAUGAGGAGUGACAGAUCAAUGGAUUAUCCAUUAACGUUUCAACAUGGAGAGAAAGAAAGAGACAAACCUGACGUGUCACAUCCUUCCACGAUGCAGCUGGACGAUGGAGUCAAGCAACUGAGCCCAGAUUAUCCAGCGAUGGAGGAUAAGGAGCAUCAGAGCAGGACAGGAGAAUUGGAGCCUGUGUCACAAAGUUUCAAAUCCAAACUCUGGAAGAAAUUUUCAUUGAUUAAUGAGGGAAUCCCAAUGUAUGGAAACUUAAGACUUCUGAAUGAAAUCUACACAAACCUCUAUAUCACAUCAGAUUGUGAGAGUGGAUGUGUCAAUGAAGAACAUGAGGUCAAAUGUAUAGAAAUGGCACACAGGAGAUUACCAACAGAAGAGUCCAUCAAUUGUAAUGACAUAUUUAAACCCUUACCUGGAGAUGAGAAACCCAUCAGAACUGUGCUAACAGAAGGCAUUGCUGGAAUCGGGAAAACGGUCUCUGUGCAGAAGUUUGUUCUGGACUGGGCUGACGGAAAAGCGAAUCAUGAUUUGGACUUCAUUUUCCCCUUUAACUUUAGGGAGCUAAAUUUUAUGAAGGGAAAAAAGCUCAGUGUGUUGGAGCUUCUCCAUCGUUUUUUCCCAGAAACCAAAGAACUUAAAGCAGACGAUCAUCGCAACAAAAUCAUGUUCAUCUUUGAUGGCCUGGACGAGUCUCGUUUUACUCUUGAUUUUCUAAACAGCAAAAAGUUGACUGCUCUAACAGAGUCUGCUUUAGUAGAGGUGCUGUUAACAAAUAUUAUUAGCGGGAAUCUGCUUCCAUCUGCAUUCCUCUGGAUAACAUCUCGACCGGCAGCAUCCAGUCAGAUUCCUCCUACUUAUAUUGACAGAAUAACGGAGGUACGAGGGUUCCUUGACCCUCAGAAAGAUGAGUACUUCCAAAAAAGAAUCGGUGAUCAAAUCCUGGCAAAUAAAAUCAUCACACACCUGAAGUCAUCACGAAGUCUUUAUAUUAUGUGCCACAUGCCAGUCUUCUGUUGGAUGGCAGCAACUGUUUUUGAGGGAAUUUUCAGUGAAGCAGAAACUGGAGAGGUCCCCAAGACCCUGACUCAAAUGUUCACACAUUUCCUGAUCUUACAGAUCAAACGUAUAUCCCCAAAGUACAAAAAACGUGAAAUGGGUCCUGGAGAGAUUGCAGACAUUGUACUAAAACUGGGAAAGCUGGCAUUCCAGCAGCUGGAGAAAGGAAACCUGAUCUUCUAUGAGGAGGACAUCACUGGAUGUGACAUUGAUGUCCAAGAGGCCACGGUGUACUCUGGAGUUUGCACCCAGAUCUUUAUUGAGGAAGUCGCUUUGCAUCUGGGGAAGGUGUACAGCUUUGUCCAUCUGAGUGUUCAGGAGCACCUUGCUGCUGUGUAUGCAUUUCUCUCCUGUAUCAAUGGAAAUCUCUCAGAACAACAAACUCCUCGAAUCUUCGGCCUCUCCAGCAAGGCAACACUGUUAGACCUUCUAAAGGCAGCAGUAGACAAGGCCUUACAGAAUAAGAAUGGACACCUGAACCUUUUCCUUCGUUUCCUGAUGGGUCUCUCACUGGAGUCCAAUUCAGUUCUCUUACAAGAUCUGAUGACAGAGACAGGACGCAGUUCUCUGAGCACAAAUGCUGCUGUCACUCAAAAGGAAAUAACCAAAUACAUCAAGGAGAAGAUUGGAAAGAAUACAGAAGUAUGCAAAUCCAUCAAUCUGUUCCAUUGUCUGAAUGAACUGAACGACCAGUCUCUGGUACAGGAAGUUCAAACCUUAUUGAGUAAAACAGAAGAUAAUUGCCUCCAUGGAGUCAGACUUUCAUCAGUUCAGUGGUCAGCUCUGGCUUUCUUCUUGCUGAACUCAGAAGAGGUGCUGAAACAGUUUAUCCUCAAGAAAUAUGCAGCAACAGAGCACUGUUUGCGGAAACUGUCCUCAGUGGUCACAGCAUCUAGAAAAGCUCUGCUGUGUGAUUGUAAUCUCACAAAGCACAGUGGUGAAAUUCUGGCCAAAGCUCUCAGCUCAGACUGUUCAUGUCUGCAAGAGCUGGACGUGAGUGAAAAUAAAUUACAGGAUUCAGGAUUCAGACUGCUUUCUACUGGGCUGAAGAGUCCAAAAUGUAAAUUGGAGGUCCUCAGACUUGGUGAUUGUGGUCUCACAGAGAAAAGCUGUGCGCUUCUCGCUUCAGUUCUUACCUCUGAGUCGACACGUCUGAAGGAGCUGCGUCUCAGCCGCAAUAAACUGCAGGAUUCGGGAGUGAAGCAGCUUUCAGACGCCCUGAAGAACCCACACUGUAAACUAGAGAUACUGAGGCUGAAUACGUGCAGCUUUACAGAGGAAGGCUUUACUGCUUUGAUUUCAGCACUGAGGUCGAACCCUUCUCACCUGAGAGCACUGGAUGUGGGGGGAAAUACAGCAGGACAGACAGGAGCCGACCUGCUCUCUGAUCUGUUAAAGGAACCAAGCUGUAAACUGGAGAAGCUAAACUUGUCUGAAUGUGGCAUUACACAGGAAGGUGGCGAUCAUCUGAUUUCAGCUCUGAUCUCAAACCCCUCUCACCUCAGAGAACUGGAUCUGGGUGGGAAUAAAAUCGGAGCCCCGGGCAUAAAAUUAAUCUCUGAUUUCCUGAAGAACGAACACUGCAAACUGGAGACAUUAAAGUUGCACGAUUGUAACGUUACAGAAGAAGGCUGUGUCUCUCUCACUGCAGCUCUGAGUCCAGAUUCACACCUGAGAGAGCUCGAUCUGCGCUCGAAUCAUUUAGGAGAACGGGGACAGAAGCUGCUCUCUGAUAUAAAGAAUGAUGGAAAGUACAAACUGGAGAUGUUGAAGCUGGGGGAUCUUCAGACCUGACAUGGUGUAAGGAUGAAGUCUCGUGGAGAUAACAGCUCACACUGUUACCACAUUCUCACACUUUCUCGGUCAUCCAUCAUUCCUGACACACCUGCUUUGGACUUUCCAGCUUUUUUGGCAGAUGAGAAAUCUAGCUAAUUUUUCCACCUUUAAUCAGUUACUAAUCAGGCAAACUUAGGUGUUUAAGUAGUGUUUAUUGUUGGCAUCUAAAUCAACAGAAUGCCUUGAGAAUCAUAAAGAAGCUAGAAAUGGAGCAAAUACAAUACAGCUAUCGUAUAAAACCUCACGACUGAUUGUGCUGUUGAUUGUAGAUUUGUGAGUUUAUUGCGAGUGAGAGGGUUUGAGUUUUAGCUUCAUAAAGACAUUUGGAUGUACAGUAAUGAUGGUAAAGUGCCAUUAAUGUGCUGUGUUCAGUGUUAAGUGUGCUGAUUGCUAGUUAGCAAGUAUGACGUAAGAGCUCUGACAGGGAAAAUACAUGUGAACGAAUGUCUGGUGUGUUUCACAUGUAUUUUCUCACAUUUCAUGUUCUCUUAUUUGUGAGAUUAGAUUAGAUCUAGGGCGGCACGGUGGUGUAGUGGUUAGCACUGUUGCCUCACAGCAAGAAGGUCCUGGGUUCGAGCCCAGUGGCUGAUGGGGGCCUUUCUGUGCGGAGUUUGCAUGUUCUCCCCGUGUCCGCAUGGGUUUCCUCCGGGUGCUCCGGUUUCCCCCAUAGUCCAAGGACAUGCAGGUUAGGAUAAUUGGUGGCUCUAAGUUGAACGUAGGUGUGAAUGUGGGUGUGAAUGGUUGUUUAUCUCUGUGUGUCAGCCCUGCAAUGACCUGGCGUCUUGUCCAGGGUGUACCCCACCUCUCGCCCAUAGUCGGCUGGGAUAGGCUCCAGCUUGCCUGCGACCCUGUAGAACAGGAUAAGCGGCUACAGAUAAUGGAUGGAUGGAUGGAUGGAUUAGAUCUAGUUCCAAGUGUAAGUGGAGUGCAGCUGCCACACAAUGUCAGAAGCCUCAUGUUAGCAAAGCCACCAGUUGUGCAGAAGCCUCCAGCUGGUUGGGCAGAAGAUAGACAAAGUCCUAUUCUGGAAGAAAGCCUGCAGUUGUGCAGAAGCCCCAGCUUGGGCAGAGGUCAGAGCUUGGGCAUGUUGGUCAAAAGGUUUUAGGUGGACGAGGAUCAAUACUGAGCAAAAUUCUCCUGCUGGCUAAAGACCUGUGCUGGUCCUCUGGUUGGUUAGCCAUGUUGAGCAGAAGUCCAUGGCUAGGGAGAUGCCCGAGAGUGGACAGAAUCCCGAGGAUGGACAGAAGCUUCUGGUUGGUCUGAUGCAUGAGGAUGUACAAAAGCUCCUAACUGAUCAGAAGCUCCAGGUUGGGCAGAGGUCAGAGCUUGGGCAUGUUGGUCAAAAGGUUCGAUCUUGGGCAAAAUUCUCUUGGUGGCUAAAGACCUGUGCUGGUCCUCUGUUUGGUUAGCCAUGUUGAGCAGAAGUUCAUGGCUAAGGAGAUGUCUGAGGGUGGGCAGAAUCCCGAGGUUAGACAGAGGCUCAUGAUUGGUCAGAUGACUGAGGUUGGGCAGAAACUGUUGGUUGGUCAGAAGCUCAUAGUUGAGCUGAUGCGUGAGGAUGGGUGGAAGCCCGAGUUUGCCUUCUGCUGGCUAAAGCCCUACCUGGGGAGAAGCGCUAAGUUGACAUUGGGCAUCCAAACCAACACCUGUACCUGGUCGGUCAGAUUCCUGAGGUUGAUCUGAAGCUGAUUAAAAGACUUUGCCAGGUUGAAAUUAAAAUCUCUCUUUCUCUCUCUGGAUAGCUUCUGUUGUGAGGAUUUGCCUCAAAAAGAUGUGAAGAAAAACCCUGAGGCCAAUUUGUUUCUUUUAUAGGAGAAAAAGUUUAUUGAAAUGAUAUGCAGUAGCAGCUUAGUGGAUUUAAAAACUAACAUUCUGAGCUGGCUGAUGGAGUCCUGACACAUGGCUGGAGAUAACGGACUUUAAACUGGAGGAAACAGAAAAUAAAUAGACCUGAUUUCUUCGGUCUUGCACAGUAAAUGAUAGAAAAGCAGUAGGAAUUAAAGAGAAAAAAUAGUUUCCACCAAAAUCUAAUUCAGAGUUUAAUCUGCUUGCUCAUAAUGUGAUUUCAGAAUAACAGUGAAAAAUCACAAAUCGUUAGCUUUUAGAUAAAUAAACACCAAAAUCAGGUGUAAAAUAAUAAACCAAUAUCAUGUAAAUGAAGUACUACAUUUUAUCAUGUGCUGUAUAGUGUACUUAUAAAUCAGUUAUGGAGGUGAAUCCCAUCUUUGUCAUUAUUACUAUGAUCUCACAUCUAGAUUUUACCAAUAGAGUAUCUACGAUAUGUAAAGACAAUACAUAAGACAUAAAAAUCUUAUAACAGCAGUCUGUCAGAGUCGACUAACGUCAUAAAGAGGCCAUCCUUAAACAAAAAUCCGUUUCCUGUCCACCAGGUGAGCAAAAAAAAUUUCAGUCAGGAGGGAGGGAUUUUUUUUACUAUAUGGAUGGAUAAGAAAUCGCAAUGCUGUGUUUGCUUUUUCUUUCAGUACUUUAUUACAAAAGCAGACACAUUUAAUAAAAUAUGACGGUUUAAUCAACUGAAACUUGUACAAAAACACGGACUUUUUGUAGUUCUAAAUCGACCGUUAGGCCUAGUUCGGAUGAAAUUACACUAUUAAAAUGAUCACUGAAUGAUUUGUUUUUCUGAAUCUUUACUAUUUUGUUCGCCAGAAUACCAUUUUGCGAUUUCACACUUGAGCAAAUGUUUGAAAACUCCAGAUCUCCUUCCUUCAUGGUGGCUGCCAUUUUUUUGUGCCACACGGCGCAUGCACAGAGCUGAUUCGAUUCUAUAUUCUGCGCGGAAUGCAGGGCUUUCCACAAGCGCCGGCCGCCGGCCAUACAGCCGACUACACAAUUAAGUCCAGCCGGCUACUUUAAUGACUAUUAUUUUUGUAGCCCACAGGCUCUAAAUAUUAAUUUUCGAUUUUAAUAAAAUUAAAAGUUUAUCUAACGGACUGACAAUAAUGUCAAACUGAACCGCACUCAUUUAAGUUGUGAAUCGCGCUGUUUGUACCGAUAAUAACCACAAAUUCCCCGCCGACUUCGUUGAUCAAGGGAGAGUAACUCAUCCGCGGCCCCGACAUGCGGUGUGUGCGCGCGCACUCGGCGGAGGCAGUAGUGUGUCGGGGCUGUCGGAGGCGACAUCGGAGGGAACAGAAGCAGAGAUAACGCUUAUUUUGUCUCCGGUAAACCAGUCUUCUCUCGUUCAAUUACGUGCUGGCAUCAAAAGACACCGUUGGUUGUAAAUGAAACCAAACUGAGUGGUUGGAGUGUAUUUUCAUACACAAAUGGAGAAAUGUUCGCUGAGUGUGUAAUUGUGUAGCCCCACUGCAGACCGCUGUCGUUGUUAAUUCAUAGCAUGCUCAGCUGCGUGAAUGUGUCAUGCACCGAAAAUAAGAGAUUUACAAGCCAGGAACGCCUCAUGAUGCAAUACGCAAGAAAAGAAAGAAGAUUUACUGCCAUUUUACUUUGUAUUUGAGUAAAGUGAAUAAAUAAAUGGUCUGUGGAAAAUACAUUUAAUCCUGGGAACUGCGUGCACAGGAGUUUAUUUUGUGUUUACCCCCCCGGCUGGCUACUUAUUUGUCAUGGCUGGCGAGUAUGAGCCUUAGUGGAAAGCCCUGGGAAUGCGGAAAUGUCAAGUUCGAUUUUAGAUUGACGAACCCGAAAAAAUGUCGAAAAACCGGCGUUAAAAAAAAAAUUUCAACCGCACAAACGGCACUCACCCGGCCGGUGGACCGGAAACAGAACAUUUUUUAAUAAUGGCCAGAUGUAAAAUAAAAUGAUGCAUGCAUUCAUUCUUAAUGUACAAACAUAUAUUUCUGUGUUGUGUAACUGUAUAUUCCUCAGUGAUGUAGUUUGUGUUUUGCUGAUAUAAAAUCUGUAAGUGCAUGUCUGUAUAACUUCUCAGCUUUGACUUUAUCAUCCCAACUGCAUGUUUAUCAAAAUUUCAGUACUAUACCACUGCUUAUUUAUGCAUGAUGGGCUCGUUUGACAAAAAAAAAAAAAGUACGUAAAUGCAGGGUAAAAUGAUUUGCAGUAAAUCUAACAGCCAGUUGCAGAGUUGUUAACGAACUCAUAACGAUGAUGUACAUCUUUUGUGGAAGAAUUUCUUCUCUACAAUGGUAGAACCUUUGGCUAAAGCUAGCAAGUAGUCUGUAGUUAAUUGAGAUCUAAAUUGGAGUUAAAUUCGUAGUGAGAAUGACGAGUGUCGAUGUUUGUUCAGUCAGAGCUCAAUGCUAACAGCUGAUGAGGACGAGUGAAGAGUGGUGGGAUCUGACAGUGAAGAUUAGCUUUGUUCGCUAUGCGAAGUGUUUCUAUUCGCUGUGGUUGUAGUUUAUUUUCUAUCCAAACUCUACUUGUGCUGAUAUUUCAAGAUGUUUCUUUGCUUCCACUGCAGUUCUUUUUUUUUUAACCAGCAAAAGCCUUAAAGUGUGAAAAGGGCCCCGUAUUUCUGUUUUACACUCUAUAUAUUACUGUUUAUCUGUUCUAUCUCUCAUCUAUGGCAUGAUAUGUUCAGUGGUAAUAAAUAAACUAAAACACACACUUCA
This is a messenger RNA of Neoarius graeffei (lesser salmon catfish), 7975 nucleotides long. Its product is annotated as NACHT, LRR and PYD domains-containing protein 12-like. The record is from RefSeq and is a predicted model, not a curated record. The coding region runs from base 141 to 3389 and encodes 1082 amino acids. The transcript has 15 exons. Gene Ontology annotation, molecular function: protein binding. NCBI's taxonomy places the organism in Eukaryota, Metazoa, Chordata, Actinopteri, Siluriformes, Ariidae.